GGCGCGCGUCCCUGCCCUGUCGCGGUUUGUUGACGAUAGCGGAAGCGGCCGGGUCUGUGUCAGGAGCCACGUGGGGUGCUCGUGGUGGGUAGAAAAUGUCUUUUAGAGGCAGAGGAGGUGGCAGAGGAGGCAGAGGUGGCUUCAAUCGUGGUGGCGGAGGUGGCUUCAAUCGUGGCGGAGGUGGCUUCAAUCGUGGUGGCGCAGGUGGCUUCAAUCGAGGUGGACGAGGUGGCUUUGGGCGUGGAGGGGGUGGACGUGGAGGCUUCAACAGAGGAUAUGACCAAGGACCUCCUGAAAGUGUAGUUAUAUUAGGAGAAUUCAUGCAUCCUUGUGAAGAUGAUAUUGUUUGCAAAUGCACGACGGAAGAAAACAGAGUGCCUUAUUUCAAUGCACCAGUUUACUUGGAUAAUAAAGAGCAGAUUGGCAAAGUGGAUGAAAUAUUUGGACAGCUAAGAGACUUUUAUUUUUCAGUUAAACUGUCAGAGAACAUGAAGGCCUCUUCCUUUAAAAAAUUACAAAAGUUUUAUAUUGACCCAGCAAAGUUAUUGCCGUUGCAAAGGUUUUUGCCUAGGCCUCCAGGUGAGAAAGGUGCCCCAAGAGGAGGUGGGAGAGGAGGACGUGGGAGAGGAGGAGGUAGAGGUGGAGGUGGCUUCAGAGGAGGAAGAGGUGGUGGAGGCUUCAGAGGAGGAAGAGGUGGAGGGGGUGGCCGUGGUUUCAGAGGUAGAGGACGUUGAAAAGUGGAGAUAUUGGCAUCUAGCUGCUGAAUUUUCUAGUGGGCCUGAAAAGUAAUAAAUUGUUUUUAAAGCAAUCAAAGUAACAAUGUAUCACCAGCAUUAAUUGUUACAACUAAUGGAUACUUAUCAACACAUGAAGAGGAUGUGUUCACCCAUGACGAAUUGGAGGCAGUUCUUUAUUCUUCACUUGAAAUAUACUUGAACAUUUUUAAUUAUCAAAGCAGACAUUCAAUUUAAUGUUUUUAGAUUCUUCAUUUCUGACAGUCUAUUUUAGUUAAUGCUUGACUUCAUGUUGAAGUUGAAAGUAAAUGAUCCACUGAAGAAGUGUUUUAAAAAAAAAAAAAAAAGCUGCAGAUUCUCUAAGGGCACAGAUAUGAAUCUGUGUUACACGUGACUGAUGUCUUGUUCUCCCUGUCUUUUUAUUGUUGCAUUUGUUGUGCUGUGUAUGUUGCACAUACCCUGCUUAGUUCUUUCUCUUGUUUACUGUUUUGGAAUAUUUUCAAUGACUAACAAAGUCUAAAACCCAAAUAUUUUAAAAAAUAGAAAAUUUGUAUAAAAUGCACUAUGCCAGAAAAGAAGGAUAGUAAAGAAUGCUUAAUACACUUUCCUGAGUAAAUCUUCAUUAAAACUAAAAAUGGGCCUGUAACUUUUGGGAAAGUCCAGGUUGUUAAUACCAUGAUCUUCUACAGGCCAUCUCAGUCUUCUUUCCAGAUUACAUGGAAUAGUGAAAUGGUGUGGCGUGUUAGUCCCUUACAGGUGUGCCAUAAGACAAGCAUUGCAGAAAGGAUUCUACAAACUGCUGGCAUGUGUUUGUCCUAUGGAUCCAGGUUUUAGCAGGCUUGUCCAAUGAGGUGAAUUGUGGGAUGGGUGGAAUGCUAAUAACUACUGUGGAUCUUCAGAAUUUGGGUGAAGGGACAAUCUCUACUCUGCAGACAAACCUUCUUAUCAAUCAGUAAGGGAAGCUGUUGGUAAUAUCAUGUAUGCCAUGUAUUUAGAUGUUGCUCUGUUAAGAGUAAAUUGAGUCUCCAUGUCUAGUUCAGUUCUUUGCUUAUCUGUUGUCAUUAACAGUCGUGAUGUAGAUAUCUAUAUGCUGGAUACAGGUGGAAAUAUUCUUUCUGAUGCCAGUAAUGACUCUUGAGUAGCAACAAAAGCUUUCCAUUGGUCUUGACCAAACUGGAGCCAGUGAAGUGAAAGGUUCCGUCCCUUGUAGUCACAAAGGAUGCCCUUAUCUUAUAUUGAAUUAUUUAUACAGUCCAGCAGACAGGAUUGGUAUUUUAUGGACAAGAAGGAUUUGCUAUGGCAAAGGAUGUUUCAAUUUUAAAUUAUAAUUAACAUACCAAAGAUUGACAAAGUGAGAGGAUGGAAACGAACAUGGGACGAUUACUGUUACGUAUGCAUCAUCUUUGGUCCCUUGUUAAAAAAUGACAAAGGGGAUAUUUGCAAAGGUACAAAGGGUGGUCAGGCACUCACCUUCUAUUGAUGCUCAAGAGAAGUCAGGUGCUUAACUGCCCUAUUUGCCUUUGAAAAUCUACCCUUAUAGUUUGGAAGUAGUGUGUCCUGAGUGAGGGCUGGAGUGGAGGACAGGGAUGGAAGUGUAACUAUUUUGAGAAGGAUUUGAAGACUGUAGUGCUCAAAUUUGGGAGGAUGUUCUAGGUAUGGAAUGCAGGAGAGUGCGUAGUUGCUUGUAGAAAAGUCAAAUGUGCAUAGCAUAGAGAGCACACAGAAAGGAAGGGAAGCAACUAGAUAUGAGAUGUGAGGCAGAGCUGUGUAUAGCCUUGAAAGGCAGGAAGGAGCGCUGAACGGGAUACUGUGGGAAAAUAAAAUCCAUUAUAAACUUGAGUGUGGGGUGGUGCAGGUGAUAGAGCAGUGGUGAGGAAGGUGAUCUUGGAGUUGAAGAGGCAAGGUGCCAGAGAGGAGAGUUGGAUGUUUGUGCAACAGUUGUGUUAAGUCUUUUUGCCAGCUCAGAUCUUCAGCUAUCUAAAAGCUACAAAUCAUCUAGGAUGGAAACAAGCACUCUAGAUAUUGUAUCCUUUUAAGCUGAAUGAAGUCUGAGAAUAACUCAGAGCAAAACUCACCAGCAUCAAAAAACUCAUUUUCUAGUGGUUCCACAUACUAGUGAAACUAUACAGGGUAAUUCACAGACAGACUGUAAAACUUUUUAUAGGUAAAAGUUGUUAUAAGCUAAUUGUGACUAGCAAAAAGCCACCAUUAAAAGGGCAGGAAAUUUUAGAGUAAGUUUACAAGAAACCCAAACAUUUGAAAAUAUGCAAAUUUACAGUUAAGGUACCCACACUACCUUAAUAUUGAUUCUGGACAAUUUCAGUAUCCCAUCUUUUCUGUGACUCUUGUAGCUGCUUUGUAAGGUGCUGGUUUUGUUUCGGUUGUUGACUUUUUCUAAGAACUUUUGAGAGGGCUCCAGCCUAUGGUUUAAACAGCCAGUGAACUUGUAGAGUUCACAAGUGGGAUAAAAAAUGUGUACCUGACUGGCUUUUCCUGAUUCAUGUCUCCAUUGUUGGUUGCAUUACCUCUAAUGACACUGGAUCAGCAUCAGAAGGCUCUAUCUGCUGUCUACCAGGGUACUGAGCACCCUCAGCAACCUUGCAUGACUGGGUCCUCACAGGGUGGGGAGUGAUUACCUUCAGUGAGCUAUUUGUGUUUAGGAAUUUUUUAAAUAACAUUUUCUGUGGAGUGGCUUUGACAUUUAGUAAGGCUAGAUGUGGCAUAAUCACUGUAUGAAUAUAUCAUUCUAUUCUUGUCACAGAUAACACUUUCUUAUUGAUGGGUAACAGUAGUCUGAAUUUCUGAUUUUUUUCAUGCAAGUACUAAGGGGCAAAGUGCUAAGUAUAUAUUUAAGGUAGUUUGGUAAGUUAAUUGUGGAUUUCCACAUGCACAUCCAAAUAUCUGGGUUUAUUGUAUGCUUUAUUUCUGAAUUUCUUGCUUUGGUUUCUUUUAUUUUGUUUUGCUAAAUGCAGUGUUCUUAAAAAUAUUUAUCCCUAAGUUAAUGACAGGUAUUAGCCUUAAUUUAAUUUUGACAUUUUUUGACUGAGAAUUUCCUUACUUUAAACAAAUCCUAAGUUGGGAAUGUAAGGUAUCUAAAACAAUAUGAUACUUCUGUGAUAUUUAGCUGACUGCACAAAUCGGAAAACUUCAAUUUUUCUUAUGACUAUGUGUAAAAGAUUGUUUAAAUUGUUUUCAUUCGGCAUUACCUGAGUUUGAUAUUCAGUUUAGAAUGGAAUAGUUGUGGCCUGAUUUUCAUAGGUGCUAACUUCAGUUGACUUACAUGGAAUUUACAGGAGCUAUAGGACUUCUGAAAAUUGUGCCAAAAAAUGUAAGCAAAAAACAGAUUUCAACCAGAUAUCAGUAUUCAUGGAGGAGAAACAUUUUAUGGUUUGGUCUUGUAAAAUAUAGACAACAAGAUGCUGAGAAAGUGGGUUCAUUGCCAAGACAUCAUCUCUUCUCUCCUUACAGACACUUCCACCCUGCCCCCAUUCCAAAGACUGACUCAAGUCCUCGUGACAAAAAAGUAACCCAUUGAUACAAGUACUAGCUGCAAUGGGAGAACCUAUACAAGUGAAUGCAGAUCUCUAGGCAGAAUAGAAGAGAUGGGGCCAAGCUCACAGGCCAGCAUGACUUUUAUGUGGGGAAAGUGGUGGCAAACCUCUUACUUUAUAACUUGUAAUUAUUUUUUGUACUGAGAAAAAUUGCAGUAUGUAAGCUCUCGGGGGAGACAGUGUCAGUCACUGUGUUUACAGCAUCUAGCCAGCAAAAUGGGUGCCUAAAUUGGUUGGUGUCUCGGUGCUACUGUAACAUAAAUAUCAAAUAAUAAUGUUAAAACAUCUAUAAUGGUCAAGAGUUUCAAACGUAAUUAGUGAUUUUGGGUGCUGUCAUGUACCCUGUACACAUUAGGUUGUAGGGCUGCUACGAGCAGGUUAGGCUUCUACACCAGGUUUGGACUGGCUACAGAGCUUCCAUCCUGGAGAGAGAUACAAGAGAUGUGUUCUCCUUAAGAUACUUUAAUGCACUGCCAAGUAUGGCUGUUACCAACUGAGGUAAGGUAUGUUAUGUACGAAGCCACUUACUUAGCAUUCCACCACAGGUGCCUCAAGUUAUGGCUGUCCAACUUGAGCCACAUCAAAAUGGCCUGCCUUUCAGAAAGUGCUGAGCACCCAUCCUCAGAAAAUCAGGCCCCUUCAAAGGUUCAAAUUGACCAUUCAUAAUCGCUACUUUUGAAAAUGUCGGUUGUUGUGUUGUUUUUUUUCUCAUUUUCUCAUUUCAACCAGUCACUUGAUUGUAGCGUGUUUGAAUUUAAUAACAAAGAGAGAUGUCAAAAUAACAGGCUCAAAUGGAAUUAUUUAAUUAAAAAGGUUAAAGAUUAAUACAGUAUUAGACUACAUAAAGAAAACCUUCAUUAUCUCCUCCUGUU
Chelonoidis abingdonii (Abingdon island giant tortoise) is the source of this 5157-nucleotide messenger RNA. RefSeq names its product GAR1 ribonucleoprotein (gene GAR1). The record is from RefSeq and is a predicted model, not a curated record. Gene Ontology annotation, biological process: snoRNA guided rRNA pseudouridine synthesis; ribosome biogenesis. Lineage: Eukaryota; Metazoa; Chordata; Testudines; Testudinidae. Gene Ontology annotation, molecular function: box H/ACA snoRNA binding. Gene Ontology annotation, cellular component: box H/ACA snoRNP complex.